UGAAUUUAUUUGAGACAAAGAAAAAGAAGAGAACAGAAACACACAACACAAAAUGAUGGAGAAAUUUUGGUGAAUAAGACAACUCACCAUACCUUCCAUCCCAAUAGGUCAAGCACAAUCACACCAUCACACAAUUUCUCCAUUGCUUUUUCUCUUUUCCUUUCUUCUCCAACCCAACCUUUUUUCUCUGCACAAACAAACUUAUUAUUCUCUUUAUCUCUCUCCCAACCGACCAAUCCAUAAUACACUCAUACAACAAAUGCAACUGUGUGAGUAAUUCUGUUUCUAUGAACAGAAUCCUUCUACCCCAGUUCUUUUUUAUGCUUAAAUUUUUCUUCUUCUUCACUCUACCAAUUCAAUUUGCAGAGCUUUUCUUUAUUAAUGAACUGGGUUUUCCCUAUUUUUGACUUUGGGCUUUUCUUUUGACUUCCUGAAUCUGAGGUGAGGUGAGGUUGGUUUCUCUUAUCUAGAAAGUCUGAGUCUUUAGGGGUUUUCGUUGCUUUUUGUCAUCUGGGAUUGUUAGGACUUGCUGCAAGGUCAUGCCACCUGCGCUUUCCGAUCCGUUGUCAGCGAUUACAGCCACCUCCGACGCCGUUUUGAAGCCAUCGGCACCGGAGGAUCGGCGCUUCCAGGAUCUUAGAGGGCUGCAGUGGCGGAUAAAUCUUGGCGUGUUGCCGUGUUCAAUUUCGACUUCAAUUGAUGAUUUUCGUCGAGUCACUGCCAAUUGUAGAAGAAGGUAAAUCCUCAGCUACAUUUGAUGUUUUUAGUUUUAUUUUUCAGUGUGUAAUUUUGAUGAUAAUGUUUUUUUGUGUGUGAAGUGUGUUUAUCGGGGAGAUAAAUUCGUGGAAAUAAAGAAUUUUUCAUCGCUUUGACUUUGGGUUGUAUUCAUUAGGUUAAGGGCAACACUAUUCACUAUUCAUCACGAGUGUAGAUUGUUACAUCAACAAUUUCAUUCGUGGAAAAUCUAUAUGAUUAAUCUGUUCUUUCUCUGGUAGUGAGGAUUUCUUGCUGUGUGUUUGAUGAAUUCUGUGUUUGCCUUGCAUUUUGAUAAUGUGUUUUUCUUGUUAGNUAUGCUAGCUUGAGAAGACNCCUUCUGGUUGAACCACAUGUUCCAAAGAAUGNGAGUAAUUNACNCAAUCUUGACAUUGACAAUCCACUUUCACUAAAUCCAGAUAGUACAUGGAGUCGCUUUUUCCGUAAUGCAGAGCUGGAGAGAAUGGUUGAUCAGGAUUUAUCACGACUAUACCCAGAACAUGGCAGUUAUUUUCAAGCACCAGGAUGCCAAAGCAUGUUGAGACGAAUUUUGUUGCUGUGGUGUCUCAGGCAUCCAGAAUAUGGAUAUAGACAAGGAAUGCAUGAGUUACUUGCUCCUCUGCUUUAUGUACUGCAAUCUGAUUUGGAGCGCCUCUCAGAAGUUCGGAAGCUUUAUGAAGAUCACUUUACAGAUAGAUUUGAUGACCUUUUAGGUCAAGAGAAUGAUCUUUCUUACAGCUUUGAAUUUAGAAAGUCUCGAGAAUUGAUGAGUGAUGGAUUUGAUUCCCAUGGAAAAUCCAUUAAAGUCAAUAGUCUUGAUGAACUUGAUCCUGAGAUACAGACCAUUGUAUUACUAAGUGAUGCUUAUGGAGCUGAAGGUGAACUGGGCAUUGUUUUAUCUGAGAAAUUCAUGGAACAUGAUGCAUACUGUAUGUUUGAGGCUUUAAUGAACGGGGCUCAUGGUUCAGUUGCAAUGGCUGAUUUCUUCUCUUCCUCACCUAUAUCCGGGUCCCAUAGUGGCCUUCCUCCUGUGAUUGAAGCUUCUACGGCAUUGUAUUAUUUGUUGUCUCAGGUAGAUUCAUCUCUUCAUAGCCAUCUUUUUGAUCUUGGAGUUGAACCCCAGUACUUUUCUCUUCGAUGGUUGCGAGUUUUAUUUGGUCGGGAGUUUUCACUUGGCAACCUUUUGAUCAUCUGGGAUGAGAUAUUUGCAUCCGAGAAUAACAGCAAUGGAAAAGGUUCUGAUGACUGUGAGUUCAGAAUCUUAAGUUCACCCCGUGGAGCAUUUAUCUCAGCUAUGGCAGUGGCAAUGUUAUUGCAUUUAAGAUCUUCACUGCUUGCAACUGAAAACCCUACAAGGUGUCUCCAGAGAUUAUUAAACUUCCCUGAAGACAUUAAUAUCCAAAAACUACUAGAGAAGGCCAGAUCCUUGCAGGCUCUUGCUCUAAGUGUUGAUAUUUCAACCUCGUCACUUUUGUAUAUCGGGUUCCAUUACCAAAGUAAAUCGAAGUAUAGUAGAUCUGUGACCCUUCCAUCUGAAUCUCUGUCUCCGAAAACUCCCCUGAGUUUGGUACCUGAUAGCUACUGGGAAGAAAAGUGGAGAGUUGCCCAGAAGGCUGAAGAACAAAGGCAAGAUGGUCGAGAAAAACAGGUUCCAACUCGGAAAAAGGGAUGGACAGAAAAAGUAAAAUUCAGUUUGAGAAGAGCAGAAUCUGACCCUCCUAGGUCAAGAUUGAGUGGCAAAAAUUUUAGGCGCAAUUUGUUGCAAGAUCUGCGCAAGGCACUUGGCUCAGAUGAUGAUGCAGAGAAAAUGCAGCCAGAUGAAACCAUAUGCCAGAAUGAGAAUCCUUCUGAAGCAAUUCAAGUACAAGAAGACGGUAGCUUCAAUGGUGACAACAAUUAUUCAUCUGAUGAUAGAUCUCCAGGUGUACCUUUUGGCAGUGAGGAAGACUUGUCUAUAUAUUCUGACCCAACUAGCCCCCCCAAUGAGGCCAAUGAUCAUGAAAUAAUCUCAGGGGAAAUUAGUGUUGCAUCUAAUUCAUCCCUGUUCGAACGCAAUGAAACAUCAGGUAUUAGUUCGCCAUUGCCAAUGCCCUAUCCUCCUGAGGACAUUUAUCAGACAUCGUUCUGCAAUACAGGAAAUUCUGAAUGCAAUGAAACUUCAGAUACCAGUCCCAAUGAUCAAUCCCGUCCAAUCUCUGAUCUUCCUGAGAACAUUUCUCAGAGAUCAAUCUGCAAUACACGAAAUUCUGAACGCAAUGAUUCACCCCUUCCCAUCUCUUAUUCUCCUGACAACAUUUUCUGGAAUACAGGAAAUUCUGAAUGCAAUGAAACUUUAGAUACCAGUCCCAAUGAUCCAUCCCUAACGUCAGGGUGCAAUAACAAUAAUGCUGAAAAUAAAGCCACACCUCCUAAAGAGAAAAAGCAUAAUAAGUUCCAGUGGCUUUGGCCCUUUGGACGGAAUACUGUUGAGGCUAUAUCUGAGAAAGCUGGUGGUAGCUCUCAAAACAGUGCUCCACAAGCCACCUCAUCCACAACUAAUGACCAUGGUGGUUCUGUUAGCUCCAGAGGAGAAUCGGUCGACCAGAAUGUUAUGGGCACUUUGAAGAAUAUUGGGCAGUCUAUGCUUGACCAUAUUCAGGUAAUUGAAUCUGUCUUCCAACAAGACCGCAAAGGCCAGGUUACUGCCAUGACAGCUCUCAAAGAGCUUCGGAAAAUUAGCAAUCUUUUGUCAGAGAUGUAGAUGAAUCGUGUAUAUAUAUAUAUAUAUUAUACAUAUAAAUAAUGUGAUUACAAUUCAUUAGGGCCAACGGAAUUAAGUUCUUCUGCUUCUUUCUGAACUCCACCAAAAUUUUGCAGAGAUGAAUUUGUAAAUAUAUUUAUUCGGGUUUCAUAAUAAAUAGACUUGCAUUUAUGAUUA
Messenger RNA from Vigna radiata var. radiata (mung bean), 3670 nucleotides. RefSeq lists its product as uncharacterized. The record is from RefSeq and is a predicted model, not a curated record. Gene Ontology annotation, molecular function: GTPase activator activity. The transcript has 4 exons. Gene Ontology annotation, biological process: activation of GTPase activity. Bases 1217 to 3493 code for a protein of 758 amino acids. Lineage: Eukaryota; Viridiplantae; Streptophyta; Magnoliopsida; Fabales; Fabaceae.